Molecule: messenger RNA, 693 nt
Organism: Andrographis paniculata
Lineage: Eukaryota; Viridiplantae; Streptophyta; Magnoliopsida; Lamiales; Acanthaceae
Product: agamous-like MADS-box protein AGL80
Exons: 1
Coding region: 1-693 (230 amino acids)
Molecular function (GO): DNA binding; protein dimerization activity
Source: RefSeq, a predicted model, not a curated record
AUGACUAUGAGGGGGAUAAAACAAGAGCAAAUUGCAAAUGAGAAUGAGCAAAACUCUGUCAUUUUUAAACAAAAGGAAGAUCUUGUUGAGGAGGCUGAGCAACUGCGGAAUCUGUAUGGCGUUGACAUCGCCAUCAUCGGCCACCAACAGGGCGGGGAAAGCAAUGUCAUUCUUUGGCCAUCACCAGACGAAGUGGCGGAGCAGGUGACAAAAUUUACGGAGUUACCGGAACUCGAAAAAAAUAAGAAUAUGGUGACUCACGAGAGUUAUCUGGAAGAAAUUAUAAAAAAUGAAAAGGAGAACGUUAAUAAGCUUAUGAAGGCGAUUGCAGUGAAGGAGGGCAAUCAACUUCUUGCCAAAAAGCCAUUGGAUGACAUGCACUUUACCGAGCUAAAGAUAGUAAAUGAGAUGGUAAAUGACAUGAUUAAGAAGCUGAAGAAAAGGGCUGAAGAACUCAACCAGGAGGGCCAUCAAGUUCUUGCAAACGGUAGUUCUUCAACGGUUGGAGGGUUUUCUAGUGCCACUGCCGGUGGCGGCUCUUCUGAUUUUGAAGGAUUUUCAAGUGGCGUUGCUACCGGUGGGGCCAUCUCCAAUGACGCUGGUUUUGAAGGGUUUUUUGGUGGCACCACCACUUGUGCUAGUUCUUCUACUGAUUUGGGGGAAGUCUCCCCUACAAACACUGAUGCCUUUUGA